AUGCAUUCUUCUCUUUUGGUUCGUCGUACUAUCUCUGCUCGCUCUGCCAUAAAGGCAUCAAGGUCAUACUCAGCGGCUGCUUCUACCCCUACAACUGCAGCCCCAGCUGUUCCUUUGCAACAUCAAGAAUUCAGUUCCAAAGAUCAAGAAAUGACCCAUAAUACCAUCCAUGCAUUAUACAACACCGAAAACCAAUCCAUGCUCGACCAUCCUGUUUUCUCUUCAAGUAGCCAGCAAGUGCAUAGCGUGGCCUCUGAAUUUACCCAUUCAUCUGGUGCUGAUUGUUUUAGUCCUACGUUUAACACUGUGUUUGAUGAAUAA
Messenger RNA from Lichtheimia ornata, 321 nucleotides. RefSeq lists its product as uncharacterized. The transcript has a single exon. The coding region runs from base 1 to 321 and encodes 106 amino acids. NCBI's taxonomy places the organism in Eukaryota, Fungi, Mucoromycota, Mucoromycetes, Mucorales, Lichtheimiaceae. The record is from RefSeq and is a predicted model, not a curated record.